Messenger RNA from Cooperia oncophora, 294 nucleotides. NCBI's taxonomy places the organism in Eukaryota, Metazoa, Nematoda, Chromadorea, Rhabditida, Trichostrongylidae. The record is from the annotation of a GenBank genome assembly.
AUGGUAGUCGUGGUAAUACGGGUUUUGUUGGAUUCGGAAGAUGAGAUCAACGAGCCUAUAAUCAAAGAAAAGACUCGCGAGCAAUUGACGAUCUUCUUGGGUAUCUUCACAAUGACAUUCUUCUUCGGUUGCUGGUGUUGCUUCUGUUGUGGUUGUUUGGUGUGCAGAUGGCUGUAUGACUGUCCAAGUCUAUGCAGCAUCGCUCUCACAGCGGCUUCAUACAAGUUCAUCUCAUCGCAUCCAUCGAUCCGUCGACGAUUUCGGAAAGAGGACGGUAAUAAAAAAACUCACUAA